Messenger RNA from Poeciliopsis prolifica (blackstripe livebearer), 3677 nucleotides. RefSeq names its product Kruppel-like factor 5 like (gene klf5l). The coding region runs from base 116 to 1402 and encodes 428 amino acids. NCBI's taxonomy places the organism in Eukaryota, Metazoa, Chordata, Actinopteri, Cyprinodontiformes, Poeciliidae. The transcript is spliced from 4 exons. The record is from RefSeq and is a predicted model, not a curated record. Gene Ontology annotation, biological process: regulation of transcription by RNA polymerase II. Gene Ontology annotation, molecular function: DNA-binding transcription factor activity, RNA polymerase II-specific; RNA polymerase II cis-regulatory region sequence-specific DNA binding.
CUGUGGAUUACAUCGUCUGUCUUCAGCCUCACGUCACCGCAGUUAAAGCCAGUAAUCAUAAAGGCCCUGGCGCAUAAAACCCGCACUUUGUUAAUAAGAAUAGGUUCCGGUUUUUAUGGCAGCGGGAGUCGAACUGGCCAUGAAUCCGCCGCAUAUGACAGAGGAAAGGGCGGUUUUCACGCAGCUGAAGCCCGUGAGGAUGUCGGGAGCGGACGGCGCCGAGGACACGUCCGUGUUUGAAGACGUCAAACCGCCGAUUCAGCUGGAACUGGAUAAGUACCUUCCCCAGGUCAACUGCCCCCUGCUGACCACCUCCACAGACGUUGAAAAGAAGUAUAGACGAGAGAGCGCAUCCGUGGUCGACGAGUACUUCUCAGAGGACAAAGCUCCCACCCCUUACAGCCUCAACAUCAACCUCAUCCUCCCCAGCACCACGCACCUUCGCACAGGCCUCUACAGGCCCAGUAACCCCAAAACGCUGACGCCGCAGCAGAUCAAGACAGAACCGGGCCUGGAGGUUCCCUGCUCCCUCCCUGCCACCACCCAGGCACUGCCAGACUUCACCUCGGUCUUCAGCGUGCCGCCGGUGGUCAACAAUGUUUUCAUCAAGCCGGAUAUGAGCUCCACCGGUGGGGUGACGGUGUCCACUGCAGCUCAGCAGCAGCAGCCACACUUGGACACAGAGCUGCAGAUCGGGCCGCCACCGCCGCAGCCGCAGGUCUACCACAUGCCCAGCUCAGACCUCACCCUGUCACACAGCGGCACAGCAGCCCAGGGCUCCACCGGUGGCAGAACCAUGCUGAACCUCGGCACCGCUGCUUUGCCAACAAACAACGGCGGCUACAUGAUGCACGCUGAGCACCAACUGCAGCAGCAGCAUCACGGCUACUACCAGGCGUCAACCCAGCCCACGGCGCCCCACAGCCUGCCGCCCUCACCACCGAACUCACAACCAGGCAGUCCGGACGGCCAGCCGGAGCUGCUCACCCUCGGGACGCAGCCGCCGCCGUACCAGCAGCGCCUGGGGGGCCUGAAGGUGACCGGACUUUCUGCCCACGCACUUCUAAUGACGCACGGCCAGGGCGUUCUGACGGGGCCCAAAUACAACCGACGGAACAAUCCAGAACUGGAGAAGAGGCGAAUCCACUUCUGUGACUAUCAAGGUUGUACCAAAGUUUACACAAAGAGUUCCCAUCUGAAGGCGCACCAAAGGACACACACAGGUGAGAAACCGUACCGAUGCACGUGGGAGAACUGCGACUGGCGCUUCGCCCGAUCGGACGAGCUCACCCGGCACUACCGGAAGCACACCGGCGCCAAACCCUUCAAGUGCGUGGCCUGCAGCCGCUGCUUCUCCCGCUCGGACCACCUGGCUCUGCACAUGAAACGCCACCAGAACUAGAACCAAGCUGCCUGUGGAUCCAAACCAAAACAGUCAAAGAGAGCAGCAUCCACAUAUCCCAGCCACUUGUCUGGACUCUAGUACAUCUUGACUCAAACACUCCAAAGAAAACCUCGGGGUGCACUAAAGGACCUGAUUUUAAACUACAAGUUAAUCUCUUUGUAGAUAGAUCUUUUCUGAAGAUCGCUUCCAGGUUUCAAGAAUGGACCCCAAAACACCUGAUUGUCAUGGAAAACUUUUUUUUUUUCCCUACAAAAUGACUGUUUUCAUCUUCCAACUGCUUUCAACGAGACAUGUCCUGCCUGUGUACAUACAUGUGCAUAUAUCUGUGCGUGUGUGUGUGUGUGGGGGGGGGGGGGGGGGUGUGUGUGUGUGUGUGUGUGUGUGUGUGUGUGUGUGUUUGAGAAUACAGCGAAUGUAUUUAGCAUUAUACUUGAUGACUUUUCUUUUUCACUGAAUGCGAUCCUGAGUAAUGUUCUGUUUUGUGACUUCCUUGUGAUAAAAAUGAAAACCUCCAGCUGAGGGCCUGAAUGGGGGAAAAGAAGCAAAAAAAAAAAAAAGAACUAGCAGAUGAAAUAACGCAGCCCUCCAUGGAGGGGUUCAUCAGAAGCUGGUUAGGCCUGCUCCAGCUCAGGUAUUACCUGUCGAACCCACUGUUUGUAUUCUUCAUCCCUGUUGCCCCGGUGACUAGAAUGUCAGCAGAUUUUUUUUUUUUUUUGCACUGCAGUCUAUUUGCUCCUGUUUGUUUUUUCUUUAAUUGUUCUCAUAUUUGUUUAACGCUUUAGCUCUGAAAAGGCAGAUGCGGCUGGGCAGAACUUUUAUGUAAUCAGGUUUGUCCUCCUGGUUAUUUUAAUGCGUCAUGUGGCAGGAAAAUGACUCAGGCAGGUUAGCAUUCACUGCAAUGUGUACGUGACUUACUGAUGAGGCCUGUGAAGCGUUAGGGCCGCACUUUCUACACGGCAGAUUUGACUUUAGAGUUCUUAUCCUGACUGGAGAAAUAUGGGAAAACCCAAAAAGUACUCAAAAGAAUUUCUACUAUUAAUUUCAAUUUCAGUUGGAAAGUACUUUAUUUAUCCCAAAUGAAAAUUUGAUGUUGCAACUUAUGUCUUCAAGUAUCUCCGAAGACUUGUUUUGGAUUGUGAAGGACCUCCAAUAGCAGUCAGUCUUACAACAAAUCUGAAGUCCCUGACUGAGGACUGGUCCUUUAUGAUGGACUCAUGACUGUCGUCAAAGCUCAAUAUCCGGGCAACAGAAACAGUUUUCCACUCUCAGAUGUCCCAGAUGACAAUCCAGCUGCUAAUCCACUUUAUUUGCUUUUGUCACACCUCUUUAAAUCUCCGUCUGGUUCUUUGGUUAGAAUUCGACCAAGAGACGUUGGACUUGAUCCUUGCCCGUUACACUGCAAAACCACAAAAUCUUGACAAGAAUUUCUGGUGUUUUUAAUGCAAAUAUCUUAAAAUACCUGAAAUGAGAUCAAACUAACUUACAAGUAACUUUUCAGCAAGACAUAGCAGCUUGUUUUAAGUCCUUAGUUGAUACUGAUAUUAUUGACUCAAAACAUGACUUAUAUCUUGCUGAAAGUUACUUGUAAGUUCUGUCUUAUUUCAAGUGAAGUAAAAUAUUUGAGAUAAAAAUACCUUCUAAUAGUUUGUGUAUGUAGUCUAUGAUUGGUGGAAGAGAUCUUUGUAUCUCCCUCCUUCUCUUUCUAAUUUACUUUCUAUACCUAAAAGACAAACACGUUCACUGUUUGGCUUCUGAUCUUGACCCAAAUUAAAACCUGAGUAGUUCUGGAAAAUAGAGACAAAAGUUUGCGAUUGCCCUGACUGAUCCCAAUGAAAGAUUUCACUCCAUGGAGGCUGGCUGUCGAUUAGUUGAUUUAAGUGAAAACCUUCCUGUUAUUUCAACAGUGUGAUUAUUCUACUUUUACUUUUUUUUUCUUAUUUUGUCACCAAGGAAGAAAGUUCUCCUGUCUCUCUCAAAGAGGGAACACAGACCAACCAACUGUGUACAUAACUGCAGUCUUAACCGAAGUCUCUGUAAAUAUUUGUUUUAUUUACUAUUAUAAUAAUAUUUUUGUUUCCUUUUUUUAAACUAAUGGGAUUUUAGAUUGGUUGUUUGUGAGAAUUUGUUUAAUUUUGUUUUGAUACCUAAUGUGUGUAAGAGAAUUAUCAAAUUGUCGAUGUACAAAUUAUAAAGAACAAUGGUUUGUUAGUGUGUUUUUCUGUUUGUGCAGCAGUGAUGUUGCAAUGGAAUAAUAAAAGAUUUUUGGAAACUA